Molecule: messenger RNA, 1867 nt
Organism: Paramisgurnus dabryanus
Lineage: Eukaryota; Metazoa; Chordata; Actinopteri; Cypriniformes; Cobitidae
Gene: txlnbb
Product: taxilin beta b
Molecular function (GO): syntaxin binding
Source: RefSeq, a predicted model, not a curated record
CAAAGUGUAGGAAGUCACGACCCCUCAGGAUUAUUUUGAGAUCUGUCGAGUCCAAUCCCAGCUGCCCCCGAACCCUGACAGCCGCUGGAGACUCUCUGAACUCCUCUGUUCACUCGCUCUCAGUACUCCUGCUGAAUUGAAUCAAAAUGGAGACCUGCAUUCAGCCUGCAAAUAGUGACAGCAAAACCGAUGUCACUCAUGACCUGACUGAAGAUCUCAGCCAACAGCUGGAGGACAUCAUCAGCAGUUAUCAGGUGACUGAGGAGCCCGCUGGACCUGAGGAUGUUGAAGAAGAGGCUGUCAUAGAUGAGAAGGUGGCAGGCAAGCGUAAAGAUCAGAAGCUGGAAAAGAAGAUGCUUAAAGCUCUUGGUAAGGAAGCCACACUUCUUAUGCAAAGCCUCAAUAAACUUGGCACCCCUGAGCAGAAACUGGAGGCUCUCAUCAAAAAACAUGCUGAACUGCUAGAGGAGCAUCGUUCUGAUGAGAAACAGUUGAAGGUUCUGCAAAAGAAGUUUCUCCAGGUGUUGAAGGAGAAAGAUCAGCUUCAGAGCGAGCACAGCAGAGCCGUACUGGCCCGCAGUAAACUGGAGGGUUUGUGCAGAGAACUUCAGAGACACAACAAGACGUUAAAGGAGGAAACCCUACAGAGAUGCCGUGAAGAUGAUCUCAAGAGAAAAGAAAUCACCACACAUUUCCAGAGCACCCUUACAGACAUCCAGGCUCAGAUCGAGGAGCACAGCAACCGGAACAACAAACUGUGUCAGGAAAACGGUGCCCUUGCUGAAAAACUCAAAGAUCUUAUUUCCAAAUAUGAUCAGCGGGAAGCGAAUCUCGAAAAGGUUUUCAAGCAUAGAGACCUGCAGCAGAAAUUACUGGAGACAAAACUCGCACAGGCCAACAUGAUGCUGAAAGACGCUCAGGAGAAACACAAGCUAGAGAAGGAACACUUACUGAAGCAAGCUGCAGAAGCAAAACUUCAUGUUAAACUUUAUAAAGAACAAGAGACUGACAUGAAGGCCCAGCUUGCUGUAUAUUCGGAGAAGUUCGAUGAAUUCCAAGGAACGGUAUCGAAGAGUAAUAAUGUGUAUGCCAGCUUCAAACAGGACAUGGAUAAGAUGGCAAAAAAGAUGAAGAAGUUGGAAAAAGAGGCAAUGACCUGGAAGUCCCGAUUUGAUGGCUGUAAUAAAUCUCUUAUUGAUAUGGUUACAGACAAAACCCUCAAAGAAAAGGAAUUUGAACUCUGCACAGUGAAGAUUCAGAAACUGGAGAAGCUCUGUAGAGCCCUCCAGGAUGAGAGAAAAACCCUGUAUGAGAAGCUUCAAGUGUCCCAGCAAGAUACGGCUGACACGGCGGUCACCACUGAAGCCGCAGGAGAAGUUACAGUAACCAAUGAGGAAGUGGUACCAUCAACAGAAGAGGUCACCCAAAAAUCAGAUGCCCCCAUCCAACCGGCCCCUGCACAAGUGACUCCACUGAGCAAAGAGCUCGCCAGUUUGAAGGUCGAGAAAGCUCUGCUACAAGAGCUGGCUGAAUCUUUCACCAUUCGUCGUCACUUGCCACCCGAAGCUUAUGAGGAUUCAAACAGCUGUGAGUUAUCUGAAAGCACAGAUGUGAUUCAGGACGAGCAACAGGCUUCAGGAGCCGACGCUGAGAUCCAGCAGAACUUUACACAGGAGACAGACACACUGUCUGAGGAACACCAAGAGAUCAGAGACAAAGAAAUGCAGUCUGUCGACUAGAUCAGAUCUGACUAUUUGUCACAUUCGUAAAUAAAGUUCAUACAGCCCAACUCUAUAAAUGCCUUUAUAGUGAGCAGUCUUUUCUUAUGUAGUCUAAUGUUUGACUGGAUUAAAAUGAAUCCCACAGA